UGAUAUGAAAUGUGUUAAACUUGUAUCACUGGUUAAAAAAGUUCAAGAAAAAAUGGAUAGCUCCAGGAAAAAAGAUGUAACAAUCCCUAUCUGCCUAAAGUACUUCAUAUUUAAAUACUAGGAGGAAUUACUUUUAUAAAGUCUGAGUGGUGAAUCAAACGAAUCAACGUCGUCGUGGUUGAAUUCCAAAGAGUCGACUCAGUGAAGUGAUUCGUAACGCCCAGUGCUUGUAAAGAAAUCCGUUGAUUUCGGAAGAUGAUUCAUUUCCUGCAUUAGUUGGGCGUCUCCCUGCUCUAAACCCCAGCCUGGAAAAGACCAUCGAGUGCUCAAGAAGAUUUUUAUCGAGAUAAGGGUUACAAAACACCCGAACAUCUGGAAUGGCUUCACCGUGGGAUGAUCUGAGUCUGCUUCUGGACUCUCCGGACUCGCUGUCCGUCACCAAUCGAGGAACCAUUAAGGAUAAAGCGGGUUUUAAUCCAGGUGAAGAUGCUGCUGCUUUAAGGAAGGCCAUUGAGGGAAUCGGCACCACUGAGAAGACUCUGAUCGACAUUCUGACUCAGAGAAGCAGCGCUCAGCGUCAGCAGAUCUGUAAAGCGUACAAGGAUGCAACUGGAAAGGCUCUUGUGGACGCUCUGGAGGGAGACACUCAUGGACACUUUGAGGACAUCCUAGUGGCGCUCGUUACCCCACCGGCUCAUUUCGACAUGCAGGAAAUUAAAAAGGCAAUGAAAGGAGCUGGAACCAAAGAGAGCACGCUGAUCGAGAUCCUCGCGUCCCGAUCCAACCAUCAGAUCAAGGCUCUGUCUGACGCAUACCUACAAGAGACGGGGAGAGCGCUGACUUACGAUCUGAAGUCGGAGGUGGGGGGAGAUUUUGGGGAAACUCUGCUCACGCUGGCUGAGGGCAAAAGGGACGAGAGUAAAAAUGUGGACGCUGCUAAAGCCAAAGCUGAUGCGAAGGCCCUGUACGAGGCCGGAGAGAAGAAAUGGGGGACGGACGAGAGCAAGUUCAUCGAGAUCCUCUGUCGCAGGAGCGUUCCUCAGCUCCGACAAACUCUGCUGGAAUAUAAGAACCUGAGCAAGAAAACCCUGCAGCAGAGCAUCGAGAGCGAGAUGUCUGGAGAUUUAGAGAAAGUGUUAGUAGCUAUAGUGAAAUGUGUGCAGAGCGUCCCGGGUUACAUGGCAGAGCUUCUCCAUAAGAGUAUGAAGGGUGUGGGCACUAACGAGGCCAGGCUGACUCGGAUCAUGGUGAGCCGCUCCGAGAUCGAUCUGAUGGACAUCAAGGCCGAGUAUAAAAAACUGUUCGGACGUUCCUUAUACUCCGAUAUCGAGUCUGACACAUCAGGAGAUUAUGGGAAAACGCUGCUGGGGAUCUGCGGAGCGGACGAUAAGGCCUGAGCUCAAAGUCCACCUCAUCAGCCUGAAAAACACGGAGGAGUUGAGAUGAAGUGAUAAAACCAGAACACGCCGCUGCUUCCUCAAUGUUCACUACAUUCCUUUAGAUUUUUACUCACAAACUUUUGAUGUUAAUAAUUACAGAUAUUAGAUACUGGAUGAAGUAUGACGUGUGGAUGUAACCGAUGGAUUUAAUCAUUUAUAUUUCUCUACACUCUCUGGUGUGUGUUUGAGCCUUGAGCUGUAUUACACUGGGAAGAUUUUGAGAAAUAAAACUUACUAAAACUAA
Molecule: messenger RNA, 1683 nt
Organism: Pangasianodon hypophthalmus (striped catfish)
Lineage: Eukaryota; Metazoa; Chordata; Actinopteri; Siluriformes; Pangasiidae
Product: annexin A3
Exons: 14
Coding region: 378-1397 (339 amino acids)
Cellular component (GO): cytoplasm
Molecular function (GO): calcium-dependent phospholipid binding; calcium ion binding; phospholipase inhibitor activity
Source: RefSeq, a predicted model, not a curated record